AUGAAGUUCUCUGCUACCCUCAUCUCUGCUGCUUCCAUCCUUUUUGCUUCUUCAACAUCCGCUCAGGAUCACGGUGAAGAAUACUCUCAAACCAUGGGCCCUGUCGCCUUCCUCUGGCCCCCUGACAGAGACUGGUCUGAGAACACUGAAAAUGUCGCACCCUGCGGCUCCUCAGCCCAGGUCGGUAACCGCACUACUUUCCCCCUGACUGGCGGUAAGGUUCUGCUGGUGGCCCAAGACGAUGCAUGGGACAUUAAAGUCGCUAUUUCUUUCAAGUCUAACCCUACUUCCAUGAAUGACUUCCAGGAUUGGUUCUCCUCUAACAUUACCAACGAACUCGAGGUCGCUCACUCUUGUUACUCCACCCCUAACGUUCCUUCUACCGUCAAGGCCGGUGAUGUCGGUACAAUCCAGCUUAUCUACAAUGCCAUUGACGGUUCCUCCAACAUUUCCCACUACGCUUGUGCAGAUGUCCAGUUUGUCGAUGCUGAAGACUUUGUCAACUCCGGAUACUCUGCUUUCUGCUUCAAUACCACUGAAAGUGAGACAUCUCCUUCCGGUACUCCUGAUGAGAUCUCCAAUGCUGCUGCUAGCUCUGUCGCUUCCUCAAUUGCUUCGGCCGCUUCUACUUCUACUGCAGCUGCUUCUAAGGCUGCCUCUACCUCCUCUUCUGCAGGUGCUGCUCCUACCUUUGCUCUCUCUGGCUUUGCCAUGGUUGCCGGUGCCCUUGCUGCUUUCAUUUAG
Molecule: messenger RNA, 744 nt
Organism: Magnusiomyces paraingens
Lineage: Eukaryota; Fungi; Ascomycota; Dipodascomycetes; Dipodascales; Dipodascaceae
Exons: 1
Coding region: 1-744 (247 amino acids)
Source: RefSeq, a predicted model, not a curated record